GCAACAUUCACCCUUCCUCCGCCAACACCUGUACAAGCCUCUACAAUAACAACUAAAUAUGUUUAAGGUGGCGGCGAUAAUGGUGCUGGCAGUGGGUGUGGCUCUGGCCUUCCCCUCAGACUCCUACAAAUCGGACCCCAUCCCCUACAACUAUGCCUACGGUGUUAAGGACGAAUACGCCGGCACUGACUUCGGCCACAGUGAGAACUCUGACGGCUCCACAGCAAAGGGCUCGUAUAACGUAGUCCUUCCUGAUGGCCGCAUACAGACAGUGACCUACGUGGCUGACCACUUCGGCGGCUACCAGGCUCAGGUGAGCUACCAGGGAGAGGCUCAGUACCCCCACGAAUCUGGUACCCCAGUCACCUUCAAGCCUCAAGCGUCCUACCAGCCCCAGAACUCGUACUCAUAAGACUCCCGUGUUGACUUGUUAUUUAAAUACUUCCUCUUCUAGUCACUUCUGUAGGUGUGAUAAUUAAAGUGUAUGAUUAAC
Homarus americanus (American lobster) is the source of this 493-nucleotide messenger RNA. Its product is annotated as cuticle protein 18.6-like. Gene Ontology annotation, cellular component: extracellular matrix. Bases 59 to 412 code for a protein of 117 amino acids. NCBI's taxonomy places the organism in Eukaryota, Metazoa, Arthropoda, Malacostraca, Decapoda, Nephropidae. The transcript is spliced from 4 exons. The record is from RefSeq and is a predicted model, not a curated record.